AUGCCCGGAGUCAAUUCCAUUAAGCUCCUGACGGGCAACAGUCACCCUCAGCUGGCUCAAUUGGUUGCCCAAAGGCUCGGUAUCGAGCUCACACCUUGCAUCGUCAAGAAGUUCGCCGACCAAUGCAUCGAUGUGCGUAUCGGCUCCUCUGUGCGAGACGAAGAUGUCUUUGUGCUCCAAACGGGCUACUCUGCCUAUACAGAUCCGAACGAUGCCUUGAUGGAGCUCUGCAUCAUCAUUUCCGCCUGCAAGACUGCCUCUGCCCGGAGAAUCACCGCCGUGAUUCCUUCCUUCCCUUACUCUCGGCACGACAAGAAGGACAAGUCUAGGGCUCCCAUCACUGCCAAGCUCGUAGCUAACAUGAUCACAGUCGCUGGAGCGGACCAUGUCAUCACAAUGGACCUGCAUGCUAGUCAAAUUCAGGGAUUCUUUGACAUUCCGGUGGACAACCUUAGCUCGGAACCUAGUGUCGCUAGAUGGAUUCGAACUAGGGUAGAAGACUGGCGAAAUUGUAUCAUUGUCAGUCCAGAUGCUGGUGGAGCAAAGAGAGCAACAGCUUUGGCGGAUCUUCUUGGCGUCGACUUCGCUCUGAUCAAUCGCAAUCGCAAGCGAGCCCAGAACAAGCGCAUCCGGGAAGCCAGGACUCAGGCGGCUCUGCAAGCUGGUGGUACCUUGCCCUCGGCCAUGUCGAGCACGGAUGAUCUUCGCAGUGGAUUCGCAACUCCCAGUGCUCCGCCUCACGACGCUUCGCAUCCGGAGGGCAGCCACUCUCAACAAGGCGGUAGUCUCCGCUCCGUCAACGACCGGCUCUCAAAUCUCAGGAUGGAGGGUGGAGGCCCUUCGCCAAGGUCUCCCCUGUACUCGCUUAUCGGAAACGGCGUGCAGGCCAAUGAGUCGGGAGAAUUCUUCAUCACCGAUGAGGACGGCCACCGGGUCUUCAGCGGCGGCGCUCAUGCCGGUCAUGGUCACGCCCACGCUCACACUCAAUCUCAGGGACCUUCCAAUGGUGUUGCUGGCCAGGGCCAGCUUUCGCCAGCUUCAUUUGCAGCUGCUGAAGCGGCCGAGUCUGCCCUGCAAGAAGGCGAAGCCAAGAUGGAGAUCCUCGUCGGAGACGUUGAGGGCAAGGUGGCCAUCUUGGUAGACGACAUGGUUGACACUGGCAGGACGCUAGCUCUGGCUGCCAAGACAUUGAGGGAUGCUGGCGCCAAGGAGGUGUACGCCCACAUCAGUCAUGGCAUCCUCAGUGGAAAGGCUGUGGAGCUUCUGAGGAAACUGGAAAUGAAGAGACUAGUCGUGACCAACACGAUUCCGAACGAGGAGAAGGCGCAAGACGCGAACGGCAGGCUGGAGAUCAUGGACGUGUCAGCUGUGAUGGCAGAGAGCAUCAGGCGGGCACAUCACGGAGAGAGUAUUGCCGUACUGUUUGAAGAGCAGGGUGGAGUCAUGGUGUGA
Molecule: messenger RNA, 1452 nt
Organism: Microstroma glucosiphilum
Lineage: Eukaryota; Fungi; Basidiomycota; Exobasidiomycetes; Microstromatales; Microstromataceae
Product: phosphoribosyl pyrophosphokinase
Exons: 3
Coding region: 1-1452 (483 amino acids)
Biological process (GO): purine nucleotide biosynthetic process; ribonucleoside monophosphate biosynthetic process; 5-phosphoribose 1-diphosphate biosynthetic process
Cellular component (GO): ribose phosphate diphosphokinase complex; cytoplasm
Molecular function (GO): magnesium ion binding; ribose phosphate diphosphokinase activity
Source: RefSeq, a predicted model, not a curated record